Molecule: messenger RNA, 264 nt
Organism: Strongyloides ratti
Lineage: Eukaryota; Metazoa; Nematoda; Chromadorea; Rhabditida; Strongyloididae
Exons: 2
Coding region: 1-264 (87 amino acids)
Source: RefSeq, a predicted model, not a curated record
AUGAUCUCUAUUUUUUUAUUAUUUAUUUUUGUAAAUGUUUUUGGAGAUUUUAAUAAAAAAACUAAUAAAAUUAGUAGAGAUAUUCUUAAAAGAAUAGAAAAAGAAAUUGAUGAAGAAAAAAAUAUUUUACAUGUUAUACCAAAUUAUUCAAUUCCAAGAGAAGGUCCUGGUGAAAAUGGUGAUGCUGUAAUAUUAACAGAUGAGGAAAAAAAAUUAGGCGAAGAAGAACUUAAAGUUUGGUUUAUGAAUAUGCAAGCUAAGUAA